ACCCCGCCCCGGCGGUCCGCCUCGCUGACACAAACACCCCUGAGCAGACGAUAGAGAUCUAUAGUUUCGGUUUGGACCGUCGGAGACAUUUCACCGAGUGUUUCUCCGAACAUUUUCUUCUAUAAGAGUCGGGACAGAGAGAAGAACCAUGAAGAAUGUAAUGUUCUCUCUGCUGCUCUGUGUUCUCCUUCACACGGUGUGUUCAAAGUCCGGGAAAUCAAAGGUGAACGUGUACAGUCGUGACCUGGGUCAGUGGGGGAAGGAGAACACCUUGAUCUGUCACGUGAGUAAUAUCCCCCCUCCACCUGUCAUCUCCAUCGACCUGCUGAAGAACGGACAGGUGAUCCAGGGGACCAAUCAGUCCGACCUGGUUUUUGACGGGGACUGGGACUACUACUUGACCAAACAUGUUACCUUCACCCCCGCCAAAGGAGACCGGUACUCGUGCAGGGUCACACACAUGGGCAAAGUGAACAACUACGAGUGGGAACCGGAUGAGUGAGUUCGGUGCUUGGCAGCGUUCCAGGGACAGAACAGAGGAACGUUCUCUCUGGAACCAUGUUUUUUUUGGACAGAUUGGACAUCAAUGGAACAGAUUGUUUUUGUUUUUUUAAAUAAUUCGACUUAAACCAUCAUGAAGCGAUCUGUGACACCAGAAAGACUCCAUCAGUCCAAAGUGUUCAUGAUUACUGAACAGAGACAUUAGACAAACAUUAAAGCUCCUUUAAUCAAUGAUGACAUAUCAACAUUUAAAAGUCAAACAGCAGAAACUUCAUGGAGCUUUACGAGCUAGAUGUGAUUAUUAGAAAUGUUCAUAUUUGAUUCAUGUAAAUAAUUUUUCUAAUGUUUUAGAGGAUUAGCCCAAUGAUUGUAAUGACUAAUAAAUGAUGUAAAGGUUAGGGUUAAGAUUAAAUUCUCUUCAGGUGCACGUCCACAAAGCCACUUACAAGAAAGAAGCCGUUUAAGGACAUUGAGUGUGCUGUCUCUUCUCUCUUCUACUUCUAAAUGAUGUUAAUAAAAUACACAAAUGUCAAAUA
Messenger RNA from Labrus bergylta (ballan wrasse), 1037 nucleotides. RefSeq names its product beta-2-microglobulin. Lineage: Eukaryota; Metazoa; Chordata; Actinopteri; Labriformes; Labridae. The record is from RefSeq and is a predicted model, not a curated record.